AUGGUCGAUCAGCUCGUCGGCAAGUGGGAUCUCGUCUCGUCGGAGGGCUUUGAUGAGUACCUCAAGGAGGUUGGCGUCGGGCUGAUGACGCGCAAGAUCGCCUCCAACCUCAAGCCGACGCUGAUCUUUGAGAAGAACGGCGAGACCUGGUCGAUGACCUCCAAGUCGACGUUCAAGACGUUCACCGUCACCUGGGAGAUGGGCAAGGAGCAGGAGGGCGAGACGGCUGACGGCAGGAAGGUGAAAGCCACGUUCUCGGUGGAGGGCGACAAGCUGAUCCAGGUGGAGAAGGGGGCCAACGGCAAGGACAGCCGCUUCGAGCGGUGGAUCGAGGGCGGCAAGCUGAACAUUGUGUGCGAGUGCAACGGCGUGAAGUGCGUGCGCGUCUACGAGCGCUCGGCCGCC
This is a messenger RNA of Mesorhabditis spiculigera, 405 nucleotides long. Lineage: Eukaryota; Metazoa; Nematoda; Chromadorea; Rhabditida; Rhabditidae. The record is from the annotation of a GenBank genome assembly.